AUGGCUCAACCUCCGCUGGUGGAAGUACAAGAUGCAACAAAUGAGCAAAUCCAAGAUGCCAUAAACCUGGCCAGAAUGAACCCAGAGCUGAACUUCCCCGAUGCCCUGGCUGCUACCGUGGCCAAGAAGAGAGCCAGAAGAAGAAGACCAAAGAGCAAGCGGGGAAAUGACAAGCCUACUGGAUUUGAAGAAUACUUCGCCGACGGUCCCCUCACCCCGAGUGAGCACGCUGAGAUGCUCGAGGUCUUUAAUCCGUAUGCUCUAAGACGGUUCCAAUUCAGACGUCGUAUCGAGCCAGCCAGACUGAACAUGUUCUCGAAAUACCUUAAGUAUGGCGGAGUCGAUAUCGAAAGCAUUAUCGCAAGUGAGGCAAAUUAUCAGGAAAUGGAGAGCAUGACCGCAGACCAAAUCAUGCAGGCUCGUGCUAUGGCUGAGAUUCGGAAAGUGCGCGCGACGCUGGAUGUGGAUUUCGAUUUAGUUCUUCGAGGCUUCAUGCAAGCAGUUCCGUUCCUCGAUACGCGACCCAAACUAAUGCGGUAUAGGAGCUCGUACUUCAUCAGUUGCUUUAAGCUGGAGACGGAAAAGGUGAUCAAGAUGGCAACUGAAACCAUCAAAAACUUCUACACCUACCUGCUCCAGCGCGACGUAUGUCUCGAAUACACUGACAAUCUACUUCAAGCCCGCAAGACAUGCGACCUGGCAGCAAAGGAGCUUUGGAUGAAUGUUCAGCUGGUGCGUGAAGCUCCCGGGCAAUUCAAUGAGGCCUGCUCCAUGCUGUUCGGUGGAGCUUUUUCCCAAUCCAAUACACCUUCACUGGGAAGUGAGCUAGAAAAAUGUCACAAGGCAAAGAUGGAACGUGCCCGCGAUGUCGUCAGAUGUGCCAUUGCAGGGGUUGGCAAUUUUGAACAAGCAAGCAGUUUCAAAGAGCUCGGGAACAAACAUAGGCUUGCAGCCGAGAAAGUCCUCGACAUUGAUGGCUUUGAGAUACUGGCAGUCAUACAGCCGGAUUCUAGAGUCCUGGAGUUCUAUGAGAAAUACGCAUCUCAGCACGAUGCCUUGGGCCGAGUCAAAGCCGUCUCCUUCCGUGACCCAGCCAAGCCUGAUCUCGACAUGAGCCCGGAGGAGCGUUGGGAUUGGAACCAUGGUAAGGUUCCUACGUACGAGUUCGAGUUCUUUGUUGACAAGGCUCUACUCCCACUGAUGUAUGCGGGGUUGAAACUCAACUGCGGAGUCUAUUACUUCGACGAAAUUUUGUCGACCUAUCCUAAUUUUUACACGGUUAUUGCCAAUGGUAUGAUGAUGAAGUGGAAGUGGCCAAGGGAUUUGGGUGGUGAUGACGAGAAGACGAGCAAAGAGCCUGGAAAUGCGGUUCACUGGACUUUUGAUGCUGAGACUUCCAAGGAGACUGGUCAGAAGAAUGGCAAAUUGGGUGGAGAUGGAGCUUAG
Penicillium maclennaniae is the source of this 1446-nucleotide messenger RNA. RefSeq lists its product as uncharacterized. The transcript is spliced from 4 exons. Gene Ontology annotation, cellular component: ARC complex. Gene Ontology annotation, biological process: regulatory ncRNA-mediated gene silencing. Lineage: Eukaryota; Fungi; Ascomycota; Eurotiomycetes; Eurotiales; Aspergillaceae. The record is from RefSeq and is a predicted model, not a curated record. Bases 1 to 1446 code for a protein of 481 amino acids.